GUAUGAAUAUGUAGUGAGAGAGAGAGAUAGAGAGAGGAAUUCAAAAUCAAACAAAAUCAGAUCAUCGCGCCAUUAGCAGCAGCUCAGAGAAAGCUUCAGUCGGAAAAAAAAAACUCAGAGAUGGCGGAGUAUCCUUCUGCGAUUGAGAGAGCGGUUGCUUCGUCUCUUCUUGUUCUUUCUUAUGGACCUGUGCUCUUCUCACCUACGAGGUCGGAAUCUGUUGAGGAAUCGAGCUAUGUAAGGAAGUGGUGUGAGGAAGGAAGCUCGAACCUGAGCUUGAAGUUGGGAUCUAGCGGAUCGAGAUCUUGUGGCUCGGCUUUGUCCAGCGACGGUUCGUUUGGGAAGAUUGAAGAUCGUGGAUUCAAAAUCAAUUAUACUGGAGAUCCGUUUCAACUCGUGAAUUUCAAGACAGCGAGGAAACGCCGAUCUCAGGUUAUCUGGGGAACCUUCAAUUCCAAGCCGACACAGUUGAUGAAGAAUCCUGCGAGUGAUCUUCUCUCAACAUCCUCUGUUGAUUCCAAAGAUGAAUCGUGUCUGUCAACUGGUUCAAGCGAGGUUUCCAGCAUAGAAAGCAGAAUCAAAGUCGGGAAUCAGAGAAGCAACGAGAAGCUAAGAGGAGAAAGGAAGAAGAUGAAAGAUAGUAGCAGCAGGUCGAGUUCUAUUCGCCGUAGAGCCAAAGAUAUCUUGGAGUUUCUUUCCUCAGAGUCUUCUUCUGAAGUCCAUAUCCGUCAGAUUCUCGGCGACAGUCCUGAUACCAGCAAAGCUCUCAGAAUGUUAUUGAAGAUGUCGGAAGUGAAGAGGUUUGGCACAGGAGGAAGACUUGAUCCCUUUAUUUACAAGAUUGCAUGAAAACUUAAGACAUUAAUGCUGGAGGCAGCAGGUAAAACUUAUACCCCCUUCCCCACGAUUUAGUUAUAUACAGUCUGGUGUGGUCCUAAUACGGCUUAGGAAAACAAAAACUAUAACCGGAGUAUAUAAUAUAUAUAGCUAGAUAUAUAUUGUCUAAAAACGGCCGCUCUAUAUAAGAGGUGGCUCAGUUAGAUGUUCAGAGAAAUAGCUGAAACAACUACUAAUAUAGAACCAAGGUUGGUUAUAAACUUAGAAAUCAUCAUGUUUGUUUGCUUGUUUAAAUCUCGCCCUUGGUUUUUCUUUUGAGCUGUUAAAGAAUAUGGGUUGAUGAAUGAUGACUUAUAGUUUACUAAUAUUUUUAGUGAUUUUGCAAAUAUAUAUUUUAAAUCUUACUUAUGGAAAGAGAAAUAUAAUGGCUAAUUACUAAUUUCGAAUUAAUUAAAAGAAUGAAAGAAAUAAUCAAAUUUCAUUGUAUCAUCUUCUACGAAUUUUCGGUGGAUGAUAUGACAUGUGUUAUGUUUAUCUUACAAAGACUAAAUCAGUCUUGAUUUAUUUAAAAGUUACUCAUUUGAA
Camelina sativa (false flax) is the source of this 1422-nucleotide messenger RNA. RefSeq lists its product as uncharacterized. Lineage: Eukaryota; Viridiplantae; Streptophyta; Magnoliopsida; Brassicales; Brassicaceae. The record is from RefSeq and is a predicted model, not a curated record.